Molecule: messenger RNA, 577 nt
Organism: Dacryopinax primogenitus
Lineage: Eukaryota; Fungi; Basidiomycota; Dacrymycetes; Dacrymycetales; Dacrymycetaceae
Exons: 2
Coding region: 85-486 (133 amino acids)
Source: RefSeq, a predicted model, not a curated record
ACGGCAUUGGCCAGCGCACGCCUCUGCGCACCGCCAUUUCCUGGCAUCUUUGACACAUCAGGACGCGCGCACUCUGCCACGGCCAUGAGCGAACCUACUCCAGCACCGUCCUACAUCUACAAGAUCCUUCCGACGGCGCCGCCCACGCCGCUGCCUGACGUGUUCCCACUGUCGGAACUUGAUCGAAACGAUGGCUUCAUCCAUCUAUCAGUGCAUUCCCAGCUGCUCCGAACCUUGUCACGCUUUUUUGCCGACUCCGAGGAAGUAUCCCUAUUGAAGGUUGACUACCCCACCGUCAAACCGCAGAUCAAAUGGGAAACCAUUAAAAGCGGAGAAGUAUUCCCUCAUUUGUAUCGGGACCUCACGGCAAGUGACGUCGCAAGCUGGAAGACAUUAACUCGACGCACUCCUGGAUCCAGCGGCUCCUCAAACUCGGGGUGGGAGGGUGCGCUGGAGCAGUCGGUGACCGAAGGCUGGCUGGAGUAGUAGCGUGGCGUCAUGUGCCCAGCGAAAGUGAAAAGGUGAAGGGACGGGGAAACCGGGUCAUCCGUUUAUAGUAUAUGUUAGGAAUCGGAAG